Penaeus vannamei (Pacific white shrimp) is the source of this 1578-nucleotide messenger RNA. Its product is annotated as creatinase. The record is from RefSeq and is a predicted model, not a curated record. NCBI's taxonomy places the organism in Eukaryota, Metazoa, Arthropoda, Malacostraca, Decapoda, Penaeidae.
AAUACACGUACACCCUGAACAGCAAUAGUCUGUUGUUGCAGUUGGUGUUUAGCAGACACAUGACAAUUGGUCUGGAAUCAACAUAAUGAUGGCACUGACUAUAACCAGAAACCUUUUUUCGUCGUUCUUCAAGUCCAACUUCCACAAGACCAGUUUUAAGUGUAUAAGCAAUGAUAUACGGACCUUUACGGACACAGAGACACUGAGGAUGGCUAAUGGCGACAAGUUUCCUUGUGGACUCUUCAGUAAGGGCGAGAUUGACACCCGUAUCACCAAGCUUCGCAGUCUUAUGGAAGAGAAAGGCAUCGCUGCGUGUCUCUUCACAUCGAUACACAACGUUAACUACUUCUCAGGAUUCGUCUACUGUGGUUUCGGAAGGCCUUAUGGGCUUCUAAUAACACCUGAUAAGCACGUGACGAUUUCAGCGCUUAUCGACGCGGGUCAGCCGUGGCGACGGUCACCUUAUGACAACAUUAUCUACACCGACUGGAAGAGAGACAACUUCUACCGGGCGAUCGCGAAGGAACUCGGGGACGCGAGAGGACCGCUGGGCAUCGAGCGCGACCACGUGACCUUGGAAGUCGCUCAUAAACUCAGGAACGACCUACCUCAUGGCAAUGCGCUGGUGGACGUGGGUGCGCAUGCUAUGAGGAUGCGCAUGAAGAAGAGCGAGGAGGAGAUUGCGGUCACAAAGAAUUGUUGUGCGACAGCAGACGUGGGCGCGUGGGCGUGUAAGGAGGCUCUUCAUGAAGGAGUGCCAGAGUACGAGGUGUCACUGGCGGGUCUUAGUGCCAUGACGAGGAACAUCGCCAAGGUCUACCCCGAUAGUGACAUCAUGGACAGUUUAGUCUGGUUUCAGUCUGGUAUCAACACAGACGGUGCCCACAAUCCACUUACCACAAGGAGGGUGAAUAAGGGUGAUAUUCUGUCCAUGAGCUGCAUCCCUCUACAUCAAGGAUACUACGCCUCCGUGGAAAGGACGAUGUUCCUCGCCCACUGCUCCGACGCCCACCUCAAGGUCUGGGAGGCUAACGUCGCCGUCCACAGGAGAGGGAUCGACCUCAUCCGACCUGGGGUGACCUGCGCCGAGGUGGCCCUGGAACUCAAUCACUUGUACGCGGAAUUCGGGUUGCUGAAGUACCGGAUGUUCGGUUAUGGGCAUUCCUUCGGGAUCAUGAGUCAUUAUUAUGGAAGGGAGGCUGAACUGGAGCUUCGGGAGCACAUCCACACCGUCCUGGAACCCGGUAUGGUGGUGUCCAUGGAACCCAUGAUCACCAUACCCGAAGGCCAGCCGGGUGCGGGCGGGUACAGAGAACACGAUGUUCUCGUCAUCAACCAGGACGGCUCAGUCGAUGACAUUACAGGCUUUCCAUUCGGCCCUGAACAUAAUAUCGUUCAGAAGUAAGAUGGGUUUAGAUGUUGGGAGCGCAUCCCGCUGUGGGCUGCUCGUUGCUCUAAAAUGAAAAUAUGAGUCAGAGGUUUUGAGAUUCUGUGUCCAUCUCUUUUAUUAGUAUUACGACAGAAGAUGUUCGCUGCUAUGAACUCAGUUGAUAUUACACACACACACGCACCCGCGCG